UAUGCUGUAUUCGGAUCUGGUGUUUGUUCUGGAAUAUGGUGCGUCAGUGACUAUGGGCUUUGUGCAGCAUUGCUCCAGCUCUCCAUGAGAGUAACGUGUAUGGAAUCUAUGCUGUUGUGUGGAGUAUGAUUCACGCGCAGGCGACCAUUUUUCAGGAAUUGAUGUGCUUUCAAUUGACGGGUCAUAAUGCUGCUGCACCUGUGUAGUGUUAAGAACUUGUACCAGAACAGGUUUCUAGGCCUGGCAGCCAUGGCAUCUCCAUCAAGGAGUUCUCAGAGCAGACGACGAUGUAAGGAGCCAAUGCGUUACAGUUACAACCCUGAUCAAUUUAAUAAUGUGGAUGUUCGAAAUGGCACCCAUGAAGCUAUUCCUAUACCUCGGUCUAACAGUGAUACAGACUUGGUAACAUCAGACAGUCGAUCUACUCUAAUGGUCAGCAAUUCAUACUAUGCUAUUGGACAGUCACAGGAUAUCGUUAUUUUUUGGGACAUUAAGGAAGAAGUUGAUGCUGGAGAUUGGAUUGGCAUGUACCUUGUUGAUGAGGUACUUUCUGAAAACUUUUUGGACUAUAAAAAUCGUGGUGUUAAUGGAUCCCACAAAGGUCAAAUUGUAUGGAAAAUCGAUGCCAGCUCUUACUUCAUGGAACCUGAAACAAAAAUCUGCUUUAAGUAUUAUCAUGGAGUAAGUGGAGCCUUGCGAGCUACAACCCCCAGUGUCACAGUGAAAAAUCCUUCAGCUCCUGUCUUUAAACCAGUGACAAAUGAUGAUGUUGCCCAAGGUCAGGGGAGUCGAAGGUUAAUCAGUUUUACACUCUCAGAUUUCCAGGCAGUUGGCUUGAAGAAAGGGAUGUUUUUCAACCCUGACCCAUAUCUAAAGAUUUCUAUCCAGCCAGGAAAGCAUAGCAUCUUCCCUUCUCUACCUCACCAUGGGCAAGAAAAGAGGUCUGGAAUCGUAUGCAAUACUAUUAAUCCUGUGUGGCAAAGACAGCAGUUCAGCUUUGUUUCUCUGCCAACUGAUGUGUUAGAGAUUGAAGUAAAAGACAAAUUUGCCAAGAGUCGCCCAAUAAUCAAACGAUUCCUUGGGAAACUGUCUAUGCCGGUGCAGCGCCUGCUUGAGAGACAUGCAAUCGGAGACAGAGUCGUAAGCUACACUCUCAGCAGAAGACUUCCAACAGAUCACGUCAGUGGGCAACUGCAGUUCAGAUUUGAGAUAACAUCUUCUAUACACCAAGACGAUGAAGAGGUCUCAAUUAGCACUGAAGCUGGAUCUGGUCCUACUCAAGAAAAUCAUUCGGAAGACAUGACUACUGACUCAUGUUGUGCAUCCCUUCCUAAUGACAGCACUGUUACAGAGAAUGCAAGCCCUGAGCAAGCUAAUGGUUAUGACGAGAUUUCAUUAAAUUCAAAUUCCAGCUGUCCAGAUCCUGCAGCACCAAUAACAGAAAUUAGUUACGUGGCUAGUAGUGAACUUCUUGCUGAAGAAUCAAACAUUAUACAUGAUAUGGAAAACAAUGAGCUUGGAGAUCCUACACCGAAUGAGGAACCCUCAGUACUAGACUGUCAGGCAGAAAUGGAGGCUGAAGAAUUAGGGACCACUUUGCAAUUGGAAGAUGAGAAAAAUGCCAGUAGUGAAGUAGAUGUCACAGUGACUCUGCCUAUAGAACCAACUGAGGAAGUAGUGCCUUCAGUUGGUGGAAUAAGCGAUGAAGCAGAAGAUAAACAAACAACUGCUGAAGCAACAGGAGGUGCAUCAGAAGUAGAGGAAGAAGAUGAAGAAAGCUGUUCUUUAAGGAUGAGGACUACUGUUAAAAGGAAAAACAGGCCUUGUUCACUUCCUGUUUCGGAACUGGAAACUGUUAUAGCAUCUGCUUGUGGUGAACCAGAAACCCCACGGACUCACUACAUCCGAAUUCACCAUUUGCUCCACAGUUUGCCCUCUGCUCAGAUGGCUGAUGACAAUGAGGAGGAUAGCUGUAACCCAGACUCAGAGCUUACUCUAAAACCAGAGGAGGAGGAUAAGGACCUAACAGAGGACAGCUCUUCUGAAACUCAGUCACAUAGUGUAACUUUGGAACCUGACAACUGUGGUCGAAGGACUAUACCCCGCAGCCUAUCUAUUGAACAUCUUUCAGAUCUGAACCAGCUGCUGGAGAGUGAGCAACCACGAACAGAAAGCGAAAGUGAGUCAAGCAUGAGACCACUUGGGGACAAUGAAUGUGAUCUGUGUGACACAUCCUGCUACAGCACAUCUUGCUACAGCACUUCUUGCUAUAGCACCUCUUGCUACAGUAACUCAGGCUAUGAAGGAGGAAAUCGGUUUUCUAGCCAUACUCGAUUUUCUUCUGUUGACAGUGCUCGCAUUUCUGAAAGCACUGUCUUUUCCUCUCAAGAUGAUGAAGAAGAAGAAAACAGUGCCUUUGAGUCUGUACCAGAUUCUGUGCAAAGUCCUGACCCUGCUGAUCGAGACACUGAGACUGGUACAGCACUGUGGGCAGAAGAACACACUGUGCAACCCAGAAGUUCUCAGAGUACUACAGAAAGUGGAGAGUCCCCAGUUGAAGAGUCUGGAAAUAGAGCAGAAGGUGAUUGCCCUUUGCCAUGCAACCAUCAACCUGUUAACCAGCUGCCUGCUUUGAGACCAGAUCCCCACCAUUAUCCAACUAUUGACGAGCCUCUUCCACCAAAUUGGGAAGCCAGGAUUGACAGCCAUGGCAGGGUGUUUUAUGUGGAUCAUAUCAACAGGACGACCACAUGGCAAAGACCUACAACAGCAGCAACUCCAGAUGGUAUGCGCCGGUCUGGGUCAGUCCAGCAAAUGGAGCAAUUAAAUCGAAGAUAUCAGAACAUUCAGAGGACAAUAGCAACAGAUAGAACAGAGGAUGAUAGCGGCAAUCGCCGAAGUGAAAGAUCAGGAGCAAGUGAAACUGAUUCAGAUUUUCCUCCUCAGACUGCAGACGUAAGAAGAGAGGGGCCAUCAUCUCCUAUUAACAGUCAAAAGAUCACACUGUUGCUGCAGUGCCCAGCCGUCAAGUUCAUAACGCAUCCUGAGUUUUUCACUGUGCUCCAUGCAAACUAUAGUGCCUAUCGAAUGUUUACUAACAGUACUUGUCUAAAGCACAUGAUUCUGAAGAUUCGCAGGGAUGCUCGUAACUUUGAACGUUAUCAGCACAACAGGGAUCUAGUGACGUUCCUCAACAAGUUUGCAGAUACUCAGCUCGAACUACCACGGGGCUGGGAAAUCAAAACAGACCAGCAAGGCAAGUCUUUCUUCGUUGAUCAUAACAGUCGGGCAACAACAUUCAUCGAUCCCAGGAUUCCUCUACAGAACGGACGUCUACCAAACCAUUUGACACACAGACAGCAUCUGCAGAGACUGCGGAGUUACAGUGCAGGAGAGGCAUCUGAGGUAUCAAGGAGUCGAGGAGCAUCAUUAAUGGCCAGACCCGGUAACAGCCUUGUGGCAGCUAUCAGGAAUCAAUACCAUCAUGAUUCCGUACCAUUAGCCUAUAAUGACAAGAUAGUUGCUUUCCUUCGACAGCCCAACAUUUUUGAGAUGCUUCAGGAGCGACAGCCUAGCCUUUCAAGAAACCACGCUCUAAGGGAGAAAAUUCAUUACAUACGAACAGAGGGCACCCAUGGAGUUGAAAAGCUGUCUUGUGAUGCUGACGUUGUCAUAUUGUUAAGCCUUUUUGAAGAGGAGAUUAUGUCAUAUAUCCCUCCACAUUCAUCAUUUCAUCCAGGAUUCAGCUUCUCUCCACGCUGCUCACCCGGCUCUUCUCCACAGAGCUCCCCAGGUUUGCAAAGAGCCAGUGCCAGGGCUCCCGCACCGUAUCGCAGGGACUUUGAAGCCAAGCUGCGUAACUUUUAUAGAAAGCUGGAAGCAAAAGGCUAUGGACAAGGGCCAGGAAAAAUCAAAUUGAUUAUUCGUCGAGACCAUCUACUGGAGGGCACCUUUAAUCAAGUGAUGGCCUACUCUCGAAAGGAACUUCAGCGAAAUAAACUCUAUGUUACAUUUGUUGGAGAAGAAGGCUUGGAUUAUAGUGGACCCUCUCGAGAGUUCUUUUUCCUGCUUUCUCAGGAGCUCUUCAACCCUUACUACGGCUUGUUUGAGUAUUCUGCAAAUGACACGUACACAGUGCAGAUCAGCCCUAUGUCAGCAUUUGUUGAAAAUCAUCUGGAAUGGUUCAGGUUCAGUGGUCGGAUCCUUGGUUUGGCUUUGAUUCAUCAGUUCCUUCUUGAUGCAUUUUUCACUAGACCAUUCUACAAAGCACUGCUAAGACUACCAUGUGACCUGAGUGAUUUAGAAUACCUCGAUGAGGAAUUCCAUCAGAGCCUGCAGUGGAUGAAAGAUAACGACAUUACUGAUAUCUUGGAUUUAACCUUUACAGUGAAUGAAGAAGUAUUUGGUCAGGUAACUGAACGGGAGUUGAAGUCAGGGGGAGCCAAUCUUCAGGUAACAGAGAAAAAUAAAAAGGAGUACAUCGAGCGAAUGGUGAAGUGGCGUGUGGAGCGUGGAGUAGUCCAGCAGACAGAAGCCUUGGUUCGUGGGUUUUAUGAGGUGGUAGAUUCAAGGUUAGUGUCUGUAUUUGAUGCCAGAGAACUGGAGCUGGUUAUUGCUGGAACUGCUGAAAUUGAUUUGACUGAUUGGAGAAAUAACACAGAAUACAGGGGAGGUUAUCAUGAUGGCCACAUUGUGAUCAGAUGGUUUUGGGCAGCGGUUGAGCGAUUCAACAAUGAACAGAGGUUGCGACUCCUACAGUUUGUGACUGGCACCUCAAGUGUGCCUUAUGAAGGUUUUGCUGCACUCAGAGGAAGCAAUGGGCUAAGAAGAUUCUGCAUUGAAAAAUGGGGCAAAAUUACCUCUCUUCCCAGGGCCCACACAUGCUUUAAUCGCCUUGAUCUUCCUCCAUAUCCUUCUUACACCAUGCUAUAUGAGAAACUGCUGACAGCUGUGGAGGAAACCAGCACAUUUGGACUGGAGUGAACGUCAGGCAGCUAAAUGAGCACUGAGAGGUUGAUUUCCUAAUUCCUUUAUUAUAUGUGAAGAUAACAAU
This is a messenger RNA of Polypterus senegalus (gray bichir), 5053 nucleotides long. Its product is annotated as E3 ubiquitin-protein ligase HECW1-like. Gene Ontology annotation, molecular function: protein binding; ubiquitin-protein transferase activity. The transcript has 29 exons. Lineage: Eukaryota; Metazoa; Chordata; Cladistia; Polypteriformes; Polypteridae. Bases 187 to 4983 code for a protein of 1598 amino acids. The record is from RefSeq and is a predicted model, not a curated record. Gene Ontology annotation, biological process: regulation of dendrite morphogenesis.